Crotalus tigris (Tiger rattlesnake) is the source of this 2494-nucleotide messenger RNA. It is a transcript of the gene COTL1, whose product is annotated as coactosin like F-actin binding protein 1. Gene Ontology annotation, cellular component: plasma membrane; site of polarized growth; actin filament. The record is from RefSeq and is a predicted model, not a curated record. Gene Ontology annotation, molecular function: actin filament binding. The transcript is spliced from 4 exons. The coding region runs from base 429 to 857 and encodes 142 amino acids. Gene Ontology annotation, biological process: regulation of actin filament polymerization. NCBI's taxonomy places the organism in Eukaryota, Metazoa, Chordata, Lepidosauria, Squamata, Viperidae.
GGAGGCGGGCAGAAAGACCCCCCCCUCGGGCUGGGAAGAAGGGGCGUCGGAGGACGCGGUUGCAGGGAGGGGAGGAGACGGCCCAGCUCGCCCUGCUGUUCUUCCUCCUCCUCCUCCUCCUCCUCCUCGGAUCGGGCCAAUAAAGCAGCUGCAGAGCAGGGCGGCCGGCAGAGAGGGGGUUAAGCCGGAUCCGCUCGGACCGACCCCUUCCCGGUGAGGCUGCGGGACCGACUGCAGCAAGCAGAAGGACUCGGCGGCCGCCUCCCCCGCAGCCUCCGCUCAGUCCUUCGGAUGCUUUUCAAGCCUGCUCUCCUAAGGGUCGCAGGUCCCUUUCGCUGUUCUCCCGCCGCGCGGGCGACUCUCCUUUUUGGGCGCCUCUCCCGCGCCCGCCUUACCUUGGGUUCCGGAAGCGCCUCUUAGAAGCGGCGAUGGCCACCAAGAUCGACAAAGAAGCCUGCCGGAGGGCCUACAACCUGGUGAGGGAUGACAGCACGGGGGUGAACUGGGUGACAUUUAAGUACGAGGGCUCCACCAUCAUCCCAGGACACAAUGGCGUGGAAUACGAAGAGUUUAUACGACAGUGUACAGAUGACAUUCGGUUGUUUGGCUUCAUCCGAUUCACCACUGGAGACACCAUGAGCAAGCGAGUCAAGUUUGCACUGAUCACCUGGAUAGGGGAGAACGUCAGUGGCCUUCAGAGAGCUAAAACAGGGACUGAUAAGACGCUCGUGAAAGAAGUUGUCCAGAAUUUUGCCAAAGAGUUUGUGAUCAGUGACCACAAGGAACUGGAUGCCGAUUACAUCAAGAGUGAGUUGAAGAAAGCCGGAGGUGCAAAUUAUGACGCUCAGACAGAGUAAACCGGGAAGAGGAACACAACACCCGUGCCUCCUGCAGCUACCUGAAUAGAUGUGUCAGUAUAGGAGGCGGGAAAGCACAAUUUACCUGUGAAAACAAAACUGGAGGAUGACUUGAGGCAAGUUUGAGAAGGCCUCUCCGAAGCCUGUUCCUGUCUCCAGAAGUGGACAGGAAGUGGACCUUGAUUUUUUUUUUUCCAUUCCAUCUGCCAAACCAGCUCCUUCUUAUGUGAUCUUUCUCUCUGAGUUCUUUUUUUUUUUUUUAACCACUGUCUUUCUCACGAACAUUACCUAGGGGACCUGGCCCCAUAGGAAGUUGGCCAGAAGUCAAGGUGUUGGCUGAAGGGCCUGCUACAUGGUUCUCGAGAGCUUUAGAUCUUCCUGUGAACCCUUCUGUCGGUCUAGAAAGUCUCCAAGGUUGAAAAACGAAUUCAUUCUUGACGGCCGUCUCCCCUAACAGACCAGCUGAAGGGCUUACGAUGUGCAGAAUGAGUUACGCAGCCCGUGAACCUCAUGGUUUCUUCCAAAGUCCUCUCUGCUGUGUUGGAUGAGAAAUCCACACCACAGGAGGAUUUAUUUCUAGGUUUUUCCAACAACAAAAAGCACAAAAUUGCUGUUUCCCCCCCCCCAAAAUAGCAAAAGGGCUGUGGCCUGAGGCCCCCCCCCCUCAAGGCUAAAUGCAACUCUCUAAAGUUAGUACAGGUUAUGAUUGUUAAUGAAGUAGAAGAGAGAAUGUUAAAUACAAGGUGGCAUUUGAUUCACUGAAAUGGAAUCCUAUUUAAAUUGGGCCAGCCUCUUUGGCCAGGCACCACCUAGUAGUAAAGGGUGAGCACUGAUUUGAGCCUUGACUGAAACAAGUCAUGUAUUUGUGGGACAUAAAGCUUCCUUUAUCGCACAUAAGCAAACUGAUUUACUCAGAUCUCUGUUCCCAGAAGAUUUGGUUCUUCGGUUAGGUACAUGCCAGAUUGUGGGAUUUUACCAUUGUGCUUAAAAAUAAUUUCCUUGUGCCCAAUGGAACUUUGUCACAAAGAGCUGUGCAGAGUGUUGUAGUCUCCAGUUGCAAUUGCGCAUACAUUUUCCUAGGAGUAAGCAGCGCUGGACAGAAUGGGAUUUCUAAGCAUGUGGGUGUGGGUGGAAGGUCAGAGGGGAUUGGGGGUGAGUAGUGAAUGUGUUUGUUUGCAGCCCCUGAAAUCCACACAUGCUAACGUCACUAAAGGUCAAAGAGAAGCUGAAAUAUUUGGCAUUAAACAGCCAUCAAGGGAAAAAUACGAUCUUUUAUUUCAGUUUUUCAUGGAAUACGAAGAAAUAUAAUUUGCCUUAAAGGAACAGCUUGGUUAUGCAUCAUGUGAUCUUUCUCUCUUUCUUUCUUUCUUUCUUUCUUUCUUUCUUUCUUUCUUUCUUUCUUUCCUUCCUUCCUUCCUUCCUUCCUUCCUUUUUUCCUUUAUUUUUUCUUUUUUAAAAAAAAACAUUGCUGUAAAGAGCAGUAAAUAAGGGAGAAAACAAAAUGUCUCCUUUUCUGAUUGUACUGUUUUGUACUGUCAUUGUUCACUUUUUUUAAAAUUUCUGCAUUUGUACCCUGAAUGUGUAAGAUGAUUGCUGGUGAGGACUUGUAAACAAUUAUACAACAGCCUUGAGUUGCA